Pan troglodytes (chimpanzee) is the source of this 1936-nucleotide messenger RNA. It is a transcript of the gene CCDC78, whose product is annotated as coiled-coil domain containing 78. The record is from RefSeq and is a predicted model, not a curated record. NCBI's taxonomy places the organism in Eukaryota, Metazoa, Chordata, Mammalia, Primates, Hominidae. Bases 16 to 1845 code for a protein of 609 amino acids. Gene Ontology annotation, cellular component: cytoplasm. The transcript has 11 exons.
CUCGCCGCUCCUGCCAUGGGGUUGAAGUCUGCCCGUUCCCCCAAAGGCCAGGAGAGUGCACGUUCCUGCACCCUGGGUCUAAUUUCAGCCAGGAGAGGGACUUUUGCAGCUCAGCCAGGCAGGGAGGCGGGACUGGCGACUGCAUGGGAGUGGGGCCACAGCCCAGCCUGGGACCCACCUGGGGAAUGGGUGGCGGUACCUCCCCAGGUUGUGCUACGAGCCAAGGACUGGCUGCCAGGAGCUCCUGGGGGCACCGCAGUGUGGGCCACCAGCUUGGAAGCAGAGGUCCCACCAGAUCUAGCGCUCAAUAAGGAGCAGCAGCUGCAGAUCUCCAAGGAGCUGGUCGACAUUCAGAUCACAACCCACCACCUACAUGAGCAGCACGAGGCUGAAAUCUUCCAGCUGAAGAGUGAGGUGAGCAGCAGUGAGAACCAGCCUCAGUGCACGGGGGACGGGGGGUGCAGGCCCAGGACACGUGCCCUGCAUGGGCAUGCACACGCACGUGGCAUCUGUGGGUCUUGGCCUGCCUCUAAGUGCUGCGCGCCCCUGAGCGUGCGCCGGGUGAAUGUUCACCUACCCCAGGUGGCCCGCGGGCAGGUGCACCUGCUCAUGCCAGUUGUCCCACAGAUCCUUCGGCUGGAGAGCCGGGUACUGGAGCUGGAGCUGCGAGGAGAUGGCACCAGCCAGGGCUGUGCAGUCCCAGUGGAGUCUGACCCCAGGCACCCCCGGGCAGCAGCCCAAGAGCUCAGACACAAAGCCCAGGUGCCUGGACACUCUGAUGACCACAGAUUCCAGGUGCAGCCCAAGAACACCAUGAAUCCCGAGAAUGAGCAGCACAGGCUGGGGAGCGGCCUGCAGGGGGAAGUGAAGCGGGUGCUGGAGCGUCAGGAGGCCUGGCAGCAGGCACUGGUGACGCGUGUGGCAACCCUGGGCCGGCAGCUGCAGGGAGCCCGAGAGGAGGCCAGGGCAGCCGGGCAGCGACUGGCCACACAGGCUGUGGUGCUGUGCAGCUGCCAAGGCCAGCUCCGUCAGGCAGAGGCCGAAAAUGCCCGGCUGCAGCUGCAGCUCAAGAAACUGAAGGAUGAGUACGUCCUACGGCUUCAGCACUGCGCCCGGCAGGCAGUGGAGCACGCAGAUGGUGCAGGCCAAGCACCAGCCACCACGGCCCUCCGGACAUUCCUGGAGGCGACUCUGGAGGACAUCCGGGCAGCGCACCGCAGCCGUGAGCAGCAGCUGGCCCGGGCUGCCCGCAGCUACCACAAGAGGCUGGUGGAUCUGAGCCGCAGGCAUGAGGAGCUGCUGGUUGCCUACAGGGCACCUGGGAACCCCCAAGCUAUUUUUGACAUAGCCAGCUUGGACCUGGAACCAUUGCCCGUGCCCCUGGUCACUGACUUCAGCCAUCGGGAGGACCAGCACGGCGGGCCUGGGGCACUGCUCUCAUCCCCAAAAAAGAGACCCGGUGGAGCCUCCCAGGGGGGAACGUCAGAGCCACAGGGCCUGGACGCUGCAUCCUGGGCCCAGAUCCACCAGAAGCUCCGGGACUUCUCCCGCAGCACCCAGGUAGGAGGCAAGGGCUGGCCCAGGCCCCUCCUCACACCAUGCCCUAGCUCAUGGCUUACAUCCCCAUGCCAGGCAGAGCUGGAACGGGAGCGGGCACAGCUGCUGGUCCGGGCCACGAUGGCUGAAGAGCAACUUUCUGAGCUACAGGAGUACGUGGACCAGCACCUGGGCAGGUACAAGCACGAAAUCCUGAGGCUGAGGAAGCUGGCAGGUGCAGGGGACCCCUGGAAAGUGGGGGCUGUGCCUCCAGCCAAGCCCCAGCAUCCAAGGACCGGCAGCCACUAGGCCGUCUCCCAAGGAGCAGAGCAGAGCCCGUCAGCCAGCACAGAACCCUCCCACCCAGCCCCCCAUAAAACAUGAGUCAGGAUAGAACCCA